UCCAUCCUCUCCUUGAACAACUACACCCUCACUUGCUACAAGUGAACUAAAAGAUGGUAACAAUGAAGCAUUCUCUCCUCUCUCUCUCUCUUCUUGUAAUGGUUCUCUUCUACUCCACCAUCACUUCAGCUCAAACCCCCGCCCCAUCACCUUCAUCAGCUCCCACAGACAUAAUCAGAAUCCUCAAAAAAGCUGGUGGAUUCACCACUCUAAUCCGUCUACUGACCACAACCCAAGUGGCAACCCAGAUAAAUGCCCAACUGCUCAACUCAAACAAUGGAUUAACAUUGUUUGCACCUAACGACAAUGCCUUUUCAAGCCUCAAACCUGGCUUCCUCAACUCACUAAAUGAUCAACAGAAGAACGAGAUGAUCCAGUUCCACGAGUUACCCACAUUUGUUUCCAUCUCAAACUUUGACACUUUGAGCAAUCCAGUGAGAACACAAGCUGGUGAUGACUCGGAUAGGUUGGCAUUGAACAUAACAAGUUCAGGAAACCAAGUGAACUUAACCACCGGGGUUGUUAACGCCACAGUUGGUGGUAGUGUAUAUUCUGAUCAUCAACUUGCGAUUUAUCAAGUGGACAAGGUGCUUCUUCCAAGGGACUUUUUCGUUCCUAAGCCUCCACCACCGGCUCCUUCACCAGAAAAAGCUAAGGCUUCUGCGAAGAAAGCUACAGAAGGUCCUGCAUCUGCUGCGGAUAAUGACUCUUCUGACGCGAGUUUGAAACAGAAGGAGAAUGCCGUGUGGGUAGUGACUGUUGCAGCGGCUGCAGUUGUGGGAGCAUCGUUUUCAUUGUGACAAUGAAAGCUUUUCAACACGUUACCAACUAUGUGCAUGAACUAUGGUACUUUGGGGUCCAAUGUUGUUGUGCUUCGUUAAUUUCUACCUUUGAUUGGAUUAAAGAGGAAUCGUGAAAGCUUUGGUAGCUCUUUCCAAUGAUUCCUUUCUUUUCAUUUAUUUUCC
Messenger RNA from Abrus precatorius (Indian licorice), 965 nucleotides. RefSeq names its product fasciclin-like arabinogalactan protein 12. Lineage: Eukaryota; Viridiplantae; Streptophyta; Magnoliopsida; Fabales; Fabaceae. The record is from RefSeq and is a predicted model, not a curated record. Bases 54 to 800 code for a protein of 248 amino acids. The transcript has a single exon.